Centrocercus urophasianus (Greater sage-grouse) is the source of this 3074-nucleotide messenger RNA. RefSeq names its product TNF receptor superfamily member 1B (gene TNFRSF1B). Gene Ontology annotation, molecular function: tumor necrosis factor receptor activity; tumor necrosis factor binding. Gene Ontology annotation, biological process: positive regulation of membrane protein ectodomain proteolysis; negative regulation of neuroinflammatory response; regulation of T cell proliferation. NCBI's taxonomy places the organism in Eukaryota, Metazoa, Chordata, Aves, Galliformes, Phasianidae. The record is from RefSeq and is a predicted model, not a curated record.
ACAUGGUACAUUUGAGACCUGGUUCUAAUUCCAAGUGCUCUUAGUUCCAGUAUUUACUUGAAUUCUGCACUUCUCUGCUAGUCCAGAACAUAAUAUAAUUCCUAGAAACACCCGCUGUCACUCCAUGUUCAGGAAUGCUCAGAUGGCAAUUUCCUGUGGCCAUCAGUGCUGCCACAUCAAUGGGAGCAAUGGGAGGGGAGGAGGAAAUGGAAUUCAUGUGUUCUGGGGGCAGAGGUUGUGCGUACUGAAACAGCAAUGGGAGGAGGAACUGAAAACUUCCCGUUAAAGACUGGAGACCAUUCCCUCGCUUCCAGCAAGUGUUCAUUCUGCCCAGCACGUAUCAUUCCUUCUAGAACAACACAGCAAUGACAGUUUCAUGUUAAAGGACAGCAAUUUGUUCAUCCACAGCCUUGGAAUGACCGCGCUCACCUGACUGUCGCUGCUGAGGGAUGCUCAGCAAUCAGGCUGUAUUUCAGGGCUGGGCAUAAACGAACCUUUGGGUUUUUUCCUUAUAACAAUUUUCUGGAUGAACAAUCAGCCUUGCAACCUCCGUAACUUCAAUCUCGGUGUGAUAUGAAUUAAACACGCCCUGGAUUUUUACCCUACAGCCGCACUUCUUGUGUCUGCGAUGUCCUGUCUCUUCUCCAACAGCUCCAUUGCAGCUCCUCGGAGCACCUUGGAAGCCACGCAGCUUUUAACAUCCCUCCGUCGGCUCCAACCCCGCGGUCUCUCGCUGGCGGGCAACCCCUCGGUUCAGCCCCGCCGGCAGCGGAGCGGCUCCGGGUUCUGUCACAGAGCCUCAGCUCCGCCCAGCCCUCACCGUGAUGGAGCCUUGCUGGGCGCUGCUGGCCGCGCUGCUCCGCGCCGCGGGCGGCCGGAAUUAUUCACUGCCUUAUGCACCACAGUCUGCACAAUGCAGAGACCCCAGCACUGAAUUCUAUGAAGAAAGACUUGAGAAAUGUUGCAGCAAGUGCCCUCCAGGUCAACGUAAGGCAGAGAGCUGCGGUGGCAGCAUGGACACAAAGUGCAUCCCUUGUUUACCUGACAGCCAUACAGCCAUCCGGAAUCUGUCUCCUCAGUGCUUUGCUUGCUCUCCACCCUGCAGGAAAGGAUUUGUAGAGCGUCACACGUGCACGCUAUCACAGGACAGGACCUGCAGCUGCCCACCCAACAAGUACUGCAUUUCAAAGAUGUAAAGUGCAUAAAAAUGGGGCAAAGGUUACCGAGUCUCCAGAAGAGGUAAUUUAAUUCUCAGCUCUCAGAACUCACACACACAAAGCACAGACACAGAAUGUAAGCCCUGUCCCCCGUAAGAUUCAGAUGAGGAAUCUUAUGAUACCAGCUGCAUACUACAUACAGUUUGUAAACCAGUGGCUGUUGCAGGAAACGGCGUGAAUGAUGCUGUUUGCCAUGACUCAGUUGCCACAUUUCUGCCUCACACUGUUAUAAACCUCUUCCCCCCAAGCCAAAGCUCAACUUCCAGCAAUGGUGAAGUAGUAACACAGCCUGUCAUUUUCAACUCCGUGCCUGACAUGUCCUACAUCACUGGAUCAGUGACAGGGUCGUUGUUAUUGGGCCUGAUAAUUGCUGUUAUGGGGUAUUGUUUAUUCUCCAAAAAAGAGGCCCUUGCAUACUCACAACCAACUGAAGCAGUGGAUUUGAUGAGUCCGUUUUCCUCUACAGAGAAGCAGUGUGACAAAAAAGUAAAAAAUGCAGAAUUGCAAAGCUCCAGCAGUUCUGAACAGGAGGAGCAGCAUCUCUUGGAAACUCCUGGCCCAAGCAGCAGCUCUCUGGAUAAUCCAGCUGGAUCUGCAAGAGUCAGUGUAAUAAAUAACAAAGACAGUGAUAAGAAAGAAAGUUUCCAACAGCAUUAUGCAGCUGCAGAAGGGUGUAAGCUUCGCUGUGGAGCCAGGCACAGCUCUGCAAGUUCAGAACUCUCAGGUAAUGGAGGAAGGCAGGUGAGUGUGACUCGUGUUGUUAAAAUAUGUAAUACAGAUUAUGGCUCCCAGUUUCCAAAACAGACUGGUCCAGCUGGCAUGGGUUAUGGAAGUGCUCAAUGUUCUCCAACAGGGGGAGAAGCUCCCCUUUCAAAAGAAGAAAACCCCUUGAAAAAAGAAACUGAAAUUCAGAUAUUGGUGGAAGCCAAAGACAAUUUACUUCAGGAUUUACUUCUGGAACAGAAUUCUCCUCUGGGUGUUCAAGAUACGGGGAUAAAAACUGUUUCAAGGAAAUGACAGAUUUUAUACUGUUUGACUGAUAAUCAGAUCAGCCCUUAUGUUCACAACCAAACGUGUUUAGUGUAGCAUUUCUACAGAUUUGAAAUCUCAGAAGAAUUUACUUUUUUGAGGUUUUCAAUCUCUUCUUUGUCAGCUUUGAGAGUAAAAGAUGAGUUUUGAAUUAGUUACUAUUUUUUAAUGCUUACCGAUCUCAGGUAAUGAACUCUCUCUUGAAGGUUGCGUAAUCUAUAAAAACUGGAAGUGACCCAGACCUCAGAACCAGAAAAUCCUGUUCCAUCGUUCAUUUGUUGCUCAGUGCUGAGAUCCAUCCACCCACCUCUUAUAGAAAAUCAGUAGAACAGCAUCUACUCUGCGAAUGCAGAUGAGAAUCAGGCUUUUAAAACACAUACUUUAAACUUGCGUAUUACCGAAGAGGUUUAUUAGUACUUCUAGAACUGAGAACUGGCAAAUAGGUCUUUCAUCCUACUAUGAAGAAACAUUUUAUAACUUCAUGUUAAACUUGAAGGUCAUUUGAUUUUGUAUAAUGCCCUUUUCUGUUGUACUGAGUAUUUUAAUGUCUUACCCAACAGCUCCCAGUGCUGGGAGCACACUGGAAGAGCAGUGUCAGAGUUUUGAAGAAGUUUAAGAUUAUGUUAUAGAAGUUAAAUUUCUGGCUUUUCAGAGUGUGGAGCAGAGAGAAGGGGAAUUCAAUUCUUAUGUUGAAGUAUGAAAAAUGUGUUUGUAUUUGUUAAGAAAAAGAUAAAUAGUGUGUUUUUAUACUUAAACCUUUGUUUUCUACCUCCCUACUGAACCAAAAUUCUACUUUUUAGAAGGGCUUGUUUCAUUCUAUAGGCUAAA